CCAGUUCCCAUAAUGACAUAAAUCCAAAUUCUUUACAGCAGUCCCGCCGCCACUCACCAAAUUGGCCGCCAGGGCUCCGUCCUCUAGCGGCUCCGUCCGGUGGUCCGGCCAGCUGCCUAGCUCCCUCCGACGGUCCGGCCAGCACCGCCUCCUGCUCGCGGCCUUGCCCAGCUCCUCCGCCCUCCGGUGAGACGUAGAUCUUGGUGCGGCAGGGCGCUACGGGGGCGGGGUGGUGCUGUUGUGCGUGUGCUGGUGGCCUGGUGCUAGCAACCGAGUACUAUGGAUCACGAAUGAUGUAUUGUAUGCAAUUCGGCCCGGAGCGUCACUAAAUCCUGGAUCCGCAUUGGCCGCAGGGCCAGUGGCCAGUGUCCAGCCUGCCAGCUCAGCCCGGCGGCAAGCGCCCAGCGGCUGGCUCGGGCAGCGGCCAGUGGCGAGCAGCCGACUCGUUUCUUCGGCGUUCUCCGCCACUGCCCCCCAGCUAUGCACCCUGUUCCAGUCCCCUCCCAGCCCUUUACCGCAACUCCUGCAAAAAAACUUGUUUCAAGGAGCACUGCUGUGAGGAAGGCCAUCCAUUUUGUCAACCUGUGGACAGCUGGAAGGUCUAGUGGAAACCUGGCUAUGAACUCCGUACCAAAACCCGCCCCUGGGUCCGAAACAUCUGGGAGGGAGGAUUUUGCUGUGGGGGAUAAGGAUGCUGUGGUCAUUGUUGAUCAUGGGUCAAGACGCCAAGAAUCCAAUCUCAUGCUAAAUGACUUUGUUGAGAUGUUCCGGGCGAAGACUAGCUAUAGGAUUGUUGAGCCUGCUCAUAUGGCCAGCAGGGAGGAAGGAGAGCUGCAGGGGAGCGAGAAGGAGGAGAGCUGCGGGGAGGGAGGAGAGCUGCUGACGGCUGAGAGGGAGAUAGAUAUUUGUGCUGGUGAGGAGCUAGCGGAGCCUACUAUAAAGGAUGCUUUUGGAAAAUGUGUGCAACAAGGAGCAUCCCGAGUUAUUAUCAGUCCAUAUUUCCUUUCCCCUGGACGACACUGGAAGCAAGACAUUCCUGCUUUAGCAGCAGUGGCAUCAAAGGAGCACUCAAAUAUACCCUAUAUUGUCACUGCCCCUCUUGGGCUGCAUGAGCUUAUGGUGGUAUGUGCUUGAUAUCAUGAAUGAUCGCAUCAAGUACUGCCUGCGACAUGUUGCGGGUGAUGUCGAUGAGUGUACAGUGUGUGCCGGAACUGGAAAGUGCCGCAUGUACUCCUGAUGGAGCAUACCUGGGAAUUGUUUCUGGAGAAUACGAGAUCUGACGAGUGUAUAUCUAGGUCCGCUGUGUACCGUGAAACCAAAAGCUUGUACAGUUCAUUCUGAACAGAUCGUCAGAAUUAGACAAGUGCCAAAUUAGUUAUGCUGUGCAUGCUUGCGAACAUCAAUAACGAUUCAUUAGCUAAUCUUGAGUUUAUUUACGUCACGAACAAACUCAGUCAAGUGCUCUGAUAUUUCCAUUCACAUGUUAUCUAUAUUCCUGCUACCUUGUAGUUGAAUUAGACUUAUUGCCUUAACAUGGAUCAAAUGAGAAUAUAAUGUACCCUUGUUUGAUUUGCCA
Messenger RNA from Zea mays, 1576 nucleotides. RefSeq names its product sirohydrochlorin ferrochelatase. The record is from RefSeq and is a predicted model, not a curated record. NCBI's taxonomy places the organism in Eukaryota, Viridiplantae, Streptophyta, Magnoliopsida, Poales, Poaceae. Bases 481 to 1134 code for a protein of 217 amino acids. The transcript has 8 exons. Gene Ontology annotation, molecular function: lyase activity.